CUGUGAUAGUGUUACUGAUAUUAUAUUGUAAGACAGAAGGAAGAAAUUCUUUAUAAACUUUCAAAUAGAAUAGACUCGAUACGACAAUCAAAAUGAACUUUAAGAUAGUGGUUUGUUUAAUUGCGUGCUUUUUUUAUGUGGAUUGUGCGAAAAUUUUAGGAUUAUUUCCAUCGCCAAGUAAAAGCCAUAUCAUAUUAGGACAAGCGUUAUUUAAAUCCUUAGCAAAUCAUGGACAUAAUGUUACAUUUGUUAGUCCAUAUUCAUUGGAAAAAACACCACCAAAUUAUCGUGAAUUAAUUAUGAAAGAAUUUAUGGAAAAUUGGUUUAUAAGGCUUGCAGGAAUGAAAAAAGCAGGUCAGUCUUGGUUCCGAACGGAAGUUAAUCCCUUUGCAAACUUGUUGGUUACCUACGGAUUCGGAGACCUCAUAACCAAAGAUGCAAUGGAAGAUGGUGUCAUAAAAGAUCUAAUAAAAUCAAAUGAAAAAUAUGAUAUAGUAAUAUCAGAAGUAUUCAUGAAUGAUGUGUUUCUAGCAUUUGCUGAUCAUUUUGAUGCACAUGCUAUAGCAUUUAGUACCGUGGGCGCAACAACAUGGACCAAUGAUCUGGUUGGAAAUCCAAGUUCAUAUUCUGUGACACCAAAUAUAUUCUUGCGCUACACUGACCAUAUGACAUUCAUCGAACGUUUAAUGAAUACUCUUAUACAUGUUUGGCAAGAACUAAUACAUAAUUUCUCACAUUUGCCAGAACAGGAAAGAAUAAGGCAAAAGUAUUUACCCCAUACUAAACCAUUAUCAGCCGUUUUAAAUAAUGUGUCAUUAGUGUUUUUAAAUUCACACCCUAGUUUAUCUAUAGCAAGACCAUUGGUGCCUAAUAUGAUAGAGAUUGCUGGGUUUCAUGUUGAUCCCCCAAAACCGUUACCAGCAGAUUUGAAGAAAAUUUUAGAUGAAGCGAAACAUGGUGUUAUUUACUUUAGCAUGGGCUCAAAUUUAGAUAGUGCAGAAAUGCCUAAGGAAACUUUAAACGUAUUUUUGGAAGCUUUCAAAACCCUUAAGCAAACAGUAUUAUGGAAAUUUGGGGCAUCUGAAUUACCUGGAAAACCAAAUAAUGUUAUCAUUCAAAAAUGGUUUCCACAAUCAGAUCUUCUAGCUCAUCCAAAUGUUAAACUAUUUAUAACCCAUGGAGGCUUUUUAAGUACUCUCGAAACAGUCACACGUGGUGUUCCGAUAAUUGGUUUGCCAAUGUUUGGUGAUCAAAAAAUGAAUAUGGCUCAAGCAGUUACACAAGGCUAUGGCAAAAUGUUAGAUUUUCAGAGUAUUACCAAAGAAGAUGUAUGUUCUGCAAUAGAUGAAGUUCUAAGUAAUACGAAGUACAGUGAAAUUGCUAAAACUAAAUCAGCAUUAAUAAAAGAUCGAAUAGUCAAUCCAAAAGAUGAAGCUGCAUAUUGGGUUGAAUAUAUUUUACGACAUAAUGGAGCAUCACAUUUAAGUUCUGCCAGAAAAGAUAUCAAUUUAUUCCAGUAUUUAUUAUUGGAUAUCAUUGGAGUCAUUAGUGUUGUGAUAGUUUUUAUUUUAGUAUUGAUUGUUUUCGUAAUUAAAAAAUUAUUAUCCUUAUUUAAGAAGAAUCCAAAGCGAACAAAAUCAGCAAAAAAGACAAAUUUUAACAUCCAACAACGUGAAAAUAUGAGUGCUCACAAAAUUGUGUUAUUAUUAUUUUUAAUAACAUUUUGUUGUGUUUUACAACAAAUUAAUGGAGCGAAAAUUUUAGUGGUAUUUCCAACAUUUGCAACGAGCCAUUUAAAUUUAGGUGAAGCACUCGCUGUUGGAUUAGCUGAGCGUGGACAUGAAGUCACCAUGGUCAGUCCAAGAAAAUUAAAGAAAUUACCGGCAAAUUAUACGGAAAUGACCAUGGGUUUGCCAGAAGAAAUGAUGAAAAGUGGCAAACCCGAUAUGUUUCAACUCAAAUCAAAUUGUCCAUUCAUAGCCAUCUUAGGUAUUUAUGAAGCUACAUACCCUCUCGCUGAACAUACCUUCAAGGAUGCUGCAUUUCAAAAACUCCUACAAUCAAAGGAAACUUAUGACAUUGUUAUCAUGGAAGCUUUCAUGAACGAAGCCGUAUAUCCAAUUGCUGAACAUUUGAAGGCAAAAUUAGUUUUGUUCAGUACGACCGGGCCAUCUGAAUGGACAUACUUUAUUGCUGGCAAUCCAACGCCAUACUCUUACGUCCCAAAUACAAAUUUACCAUUUACUCAUGAAAUGACUCUAGGACAACGCAUGUUGAAUACAAUUUUAAAUGUAUAUCAUGAUUUGUUAUUACAUUUUCACCAUUUGCCUCGACAAGCUGCUUUAUCCAGAAAACAUUUUCCAAAAGGUCCUUCAAUAUAUGAAGUUUUAUACAACAAAGUUUCACUCAUUUUAUAUAAUUCUGAUGUUUCAUUAAGUUUCCCACAACCAUUGCAUCCAAAUCAAGUUGAAAUUGGUGGAUUCCAUAUAAAGCCAACCAAACCAUUACCUGUGGAUUUAAAAAAAUUGUUAGACAAUUCCAAAAAUGGUGUUAUCUAUUUUAGUAUGGGCUCGAAUUUAGAAAGUAAAAAUUUACCAGUAAAAACGCGGGAUGCAUUAUUGACAGCGUUUGGUAAAUUAAAACAAACAGUUUUAUGGAAAUUUGAAGAUGAAAAUUUACCUGGAAAACCUAGUAAUGUUAUCGUUCAAAAAUGGUUCCCACAAUCUGAUUUAUUAGCUCAUCCAAAUAUAAAAUUGUUUAUCACACAUGGUGGACUAUUAAGUACUUUUGAGGCCAUUAAACAUGCUGUUCCAUUGGUUGGUAUUCCUGUAUUUGGUGAUCAAAUGAUGAAUAUGGGCAAAGCACAACUUUUAGGCUAUGGAGUUUUAGUGGAACUAAAUAAUAUUACUGAACAAUCUAUGACAUGGGCUAUAAAUGAAGUUUUAAACAACCCGAAGUAUGCUGAAAAUGCUAAAAGCCGAUCAGGUAUGUUUAAUGAUCAAAUGAUUGCACCUUUGGAUCGAUUGGAUCAUUGGAUGCGAUUUAUUGCGAAGCAUGAAGGUGCAUCGAGAUUCCGAUCUGCAGUAUUGGACCUCUCCUUUUACCAAAGGCUACUUUUAGAUGUAAUAGCUAUUUAUUUAUUAAUUAUUGUCGCUGUUAUCAUUUCUACACGUUUUGUUUGGAAGACAAUCAAACAAAAGCUGUGUAAAAAUUCCAAAACAAAAGUGAAAACUAAUUGAAAAAUUUUCAUGUGGUAUGAAGUGCCAAAAAAGGGUCUUAAUUUUUGUAAAUACUUAAAUUUUUUUUUUCCU
This is a messenger RNA of Chrysoperla carnea, 3311 nucleotides long. RefSeq names its product UDP-glycosyltransferase UGT5-like. NCBI's taxonomy places the organism in Eukaryota, Metazoa, Arthropoda, Insecta, Neuroptera, Chrysopidae. The transcript has 7 exons. The coding region runs from base 93 to 3239 and encodes 1048 amino acids. Gene Ontology annotation, molecular function: UDP-glycosyltransferase activity. The record is from RefSeq and is a predicted model, not a curated record.